GUCAACCACGCCACUAGAACCUCCACUGGAUCUAUUGCUCCGAAGUAGGGCAGGUACUCAUGUAGUUCAUCCCGAAUUUAUAUGAGAAAUCUUUGAAGUCUUUCUCUCCAUGGGCUCUCUCGUCAGCGCCUCACUUUCCUCCCUUCCCCUCCUCUCCUUCUUUUAACUUCUCAUCGACCUCCCUCACCAUACUCCACACCAAUACCGACCUCCUGCCAUCGCCCCCAAAAUCAAGCAGAGACUGGUUUAGACACGCGUCUAUCGCCAUGACAACUCUCCCACCUCCUAUCCCAGGCUUCCCCGACCCUGACGAGGCGCCCGGCACAGCCCUCGACACGGAAGGGCCGUCGUCGCCGCUCGAUGACAGGUACCAUGUGCAUAUAGAGCAAGCACAUGACGCCAAGAUGAACAUCAUCGUUGAAGACCGGGACAAAUCAGGCCGAACCAUCGUCCGCCGUUGGCUUCAUACUCCGGACAACAGGAUCAUCGAGAUACCCCUCAGCGAUAGACCGCGUUCCUCCUUGUUUCGUUCUUUGCAAAACUUUCGCCAAGUCAUCUUUGACGCCUUCCUCCCCAUCGGGUAUCCCAACUCCGUCGCACCCGACUACCUCCCGUAUCAGAUAUUCGACUCUCUCCAGGCCUUCUUCUCCACAAUCACCUCGCUGCUGGCCAACCGCGCGAUUCUCCAGGGCUUGGGUGUCGGCGACGCCUCGUCCUCAGCCACCUAUGCCCUUCUCCUCACCAUUCUCAAAGACGCCGUCUCUCGCGUCGCGACCAUCGUCUUCGCCUACCGCUUUGGGCUCUCCGUCGAGCCCGACGCCAAGCGCUACCGAUUCCUCGCCGACCUCUUCAACGACUCGGCCUUCUUUCUCGACCUCGCAAGUCCCUACUUGGGCACCUGGGCCAAAAUUGCCGCCCUGACUUUGGCAGAAGCCCUUCGUGCUCUUUGCGGUGUCGCCGCCGGAGCCAGUAAAGCCGCCCUCUCCAGUCACUUUGCCCGCAGCAACAAUUUGGCCGAGCUGAACGCCAAGGAAGCGAGUCAAGAGACCGCCAUCGGCCUAGUUGGCCUUCUCACCGGCAGCGUGAUUGUCCGCUUUGUCGAGUCCCGCGAAGCCGUCUUCUCCCUUAUGAUCCUCCUCGUCUUCGUCCAUUUGUGGAUGAACUAUCUGGGUGUGUGCUGCGUUCAACUGGAGACCCUCAACCGCCAGCGCACCACCAUCCUGGUCCAACAUUACCUCGGUACUGGCCAAGUGUUGACGCCUGCACAAGUGGCUCAGAGGGAGAAUAUCGUCUUCUGGGCCCCCUUCAUCAGAAACAAGGAUGGCGUCCUCGUCGCUCACGUCACCUACGCUCGAAGCUACCGCGAGGCCAUGCCGGAUGGUUACCAGCCUGUCGUUUACGGAGACGCGGGGUUCCGAUUGAUCAUAUGGCGCUCAACGGGCCCAGUCGUACCCAUGAAGAUCCUCCUCAGUGGCGACAAAGAGGAGGAAUUGGCCGCUCUGGAAGCUUGGAUUCUAGCUGUCAGGAUCGCUUGGAAUCUCGGACGGAAAGGUGGCGGGAACACUAAGGCGGGGAGGAUCAUCCCGAGGCUGCGCACCGGAGGCUGGCGUCUCGAUGAACACGGGUUCGAGACGGGCAUACCGAUUCGGACGUGGACCGCGGUAGUAGGAGAUGAAGACAAGGUCGAGGGGCAUGCCAAGAAGACGCAGUGAAAAAGACCGCCUGGGGAGUUGUUUCUCGGUCCUUGUGGAGUCAUUGGCCGUUGGAGCAAUUAAAAGGACUGGCAAGUAGUUUCGUGCUGCUGCGUAUAUACUGACAAGGUGGAGAGAUGGUUUCCUCGCUGGGAAACCGUGCUAGGCCAUUGCAUCGAGACGGUUUAACAGUCCGUCCGAGUUCGGUCUUCCUAAUACCCUAAAGACCGCUGGGAGGUGGGAUUUGCUUCCUUUCGGAUCCCUGGAAAGCGAUUAACCCAGUUA
Sodiomyces alkalinus F11 is the source of this 1976-nucleotide messenger RNA. RefSeq names its product DUF647-domain-containing protein. The record is from RefSeq and is a predicted model, not a curated record. NCBI's taxonomy places the organism in Eukaryota, Fungi, Ascomycota, Sordariomycetes, Glomerellales, Plectosphaerellaceae. The transcript has 2 exons. Bases 267 to 1712 code for a protein of 481 amino acids.